GAAUCGGCUCGGCUGAUCACAAAACGCACGGCAAGCUCUCUAAACAAGAACUCCCUUCAAGUCAACGAGCAACAGCGUAGCACAGGAGUGAAAAGAAGAUCCGUGGUUAGCGGAGCAAGCGAGCAGUCAACAUGGGAGUCCUCGCCACAUCAGUAUUCUUGGGAGUGCUCUCCGUCGCCUAUGGCGGUUUCCUGCACGGCGGCAGAGGCUCUGCUCUUUACGGCGAAGUCGGUGGGGUCGCCGUCCACCAUGCAGCGCCAGCCGUGGCUGCUGCACCGGCUGCCACCUUCGUCCAACAAGCCGCCCCAGCCACUACUGUCGUGCACCACGCUCCUGCGGUCGCCGCAGCUCCGGCUUUCGUCGCCCCAGUAGCGACGCACGCUAGGCCCGCAGGCCUGGGCUUCGGCUUUGCCCAGCGCUUUCUCGCCUCGGCCCCGACCUACACGGCAGCCGCUCCCGCUGUCAGCUUCGUUCAGCAAUCUGCUCCGGCCAUCACCGUCAGCCGUCCGGCCGUAAGCUACGUCCAACAAGCUGCGCCGGCCAUCACUGUGAGCCGUCCAGCUGUAAGCUUCGUCCAACAAGCUGCCCCGGCCAUCACUGUGAGCCGUCCAGCUGUAAGCUUCGUCCAGCAAGCUGCCCCGGCAGUAGCUGUUAGCCGUCCUGCAAUCAGCUUUGCCGCUCCAGCCGUCGCCGCCGCUCCAGCAGUAGCUGUUAGCCGUCCUGCAAUCAGCUUUGCCACUCCAGCCGUCGCCGCCGCUCCAGCUGUAACUGUUAGCCGUCCCGCAAUCAGCUUUGCCGCUCCAGCCGUCGCCGCCGCUCCAGCGGUAACUGUUAGCCGUCCUGCAAUCAGCAUUGCCGCUCCAGCAGUAGCUGUUAGCCGUCCUGCAAUCAGCUUUGCCGCUCCAGCCGUAGCCGCCGCUCCAGCAGUAGCUGUUAGCCGUCCUGCAAUCAGCUUUGCCGCUCCAGCCAUCGCCGCCGCUCCAGCUGUAACUGUUAGCCGUCCCGCAAUCAGCUUUGCCGCUCCAGCCGUCGCCGCCGCUCCAGCGGUAACUGUUAGCCGUCCUGCAAUCAGCUUUGCUGCUCCAGCCGUCGCCGCCGCUCCAGCUACAGUCGCCGUCCACCACGCUCCCGCUAUUUCCUACCGUACCGCUGCAGUCACCGCUCCAGUCGCCACCUUUGGUGCCGGACUCGGCUUCGGUCACACCUUUGCCGCAGCUGCGCCAGCUAUCGCAGUCAGCCGUCCUGCUGUGAGCUUUGCCGCCCCGGCCGUCGCCGCCGCUCCAGCAGCCGUUGCCGUCCACCAUGCUCCGGCCGUCGCUGCUGCUCCAGCUGCUGUCGCCAUCCACCAUGCUCCAGCUGUCGCCUACCGUACCGCUGCCGUCACGGCACCAGUUGCUACCUUUGGAGCCGGCCUCGGAUUUGGUCAUACACUCGCCGCUGCUGCGCCAGCCGUUGCUGCCGCACCGGCUGCCAUCACCGUGCAGCAUGCUCCAGCCGUCGCCUACCGCAGUGCCGCCGUGACCGCUCCAGUUGCCACCUUUGGCGCCGGCCUCGGUUUCGGCCACACGAUCGCCGCAGCUCCCGCAUUCGCAGCUGCCCCUGCAGCCACUGUUGUUCAUCACGCCGCCCCUGCCGUUGCAGUGAGCCGCCCCGCCAUCAGCUUUGCCGCUCCAGCCGUCGCUGCCGCUCCGGCAGCCAUAGCUGUGCACCAGGCACCAGCAGUUGCCUACCGCGCGGCUGCCGUUUCUGCUCCCGUCGCCACGUUCGGCGCAGGUCUUGGCUUCGGGCACAGUUUUACUGGUCUUGGUAUCGCUGGUCCAGCCUACUCGCGCCAGAUCUCCAUCUCUACUCCAGCGGUUGCCGCAGCCCCAGCCGCAGUAGCAGUCCAUCACGCUGCUCCGGCAGUCACUGUCCACCACGCUGCUCCAGCCGCCGUGGCCGUUCAAGCCGCUCCAGCUGCCGUCGCCUACCGCACCGCCGCCGUGGCCGCACCUGUCGCCACCUAUGGCGCUGGACUCGGCUUAGGCCACACUCUCACCGCAGCCCCUGCUGGCUUUCAAUUCAACACCAUUGUCGGAGGUUCUGGCCUCGGCUAUGGUGCCGGUGCACCCCACAUCAAGAUCAUCACCCCCGUGAAGAAACAUCGUCCAAGCCAAAAAGCUGGCCGCCAAACACACAGAAAGAACUCAUCUCUUCCUCGGCUUAAGUAUAUUAGAAACUCAUCGCCGGCCACUUCUGUACGGAUUUCCGCUCCUUCGCUUCGGAGGACGUUCAAAAAAACCAAGUUCGGGAUCAAGCUUGAACAAGAAAAGAUGCAAUUUCUCGCAGUACCAGUUCUUCUAGGCCUUCUGAGCAGCACCUUUGCCGCCUACAACCACGGCGCCGGUGUCUCACUUCAUGGUGCUCCAGCGGUAGCAUCCGUGCGGCCAGCCACUUACACAGUCACUACGGCUGCUCCGGCUGUCACUAGACUGGGAUACGGCGCCGGACUGGGAUCGGGAGUCGGCCUCGGCUACGGCGUCAGCCAGAGGGUCGUCAGCGGCGUUCCCGCCAUCGCUACGUAUGUCCAGCAGGCUCCGACCGUGUCUUACCGGGGAUACGGUCUCGGAUACGGCAGCGGUCUCGGAUACGGCAGUGGUCUCGGCUACGGCGGGCUGCGCUAUGGAAGUGCCGGCAUCACCACGAUAUCCGCUCCAGCUGUCUCUCAAGUGCGCCGCUUGUCCUACUCGGCCCCCCUGGUUUCCACCGCACCGGCGGCCGUCAGCUAUUCCGCUCCCGCCUCCGUGACGACCAUCCACAGCGCCGCUCCCACCGUAGCCAUUAGGCCUUCUGUCAGCUACGCUACGGCGCCUGCGGUGACCACUUACCGCACGGCUGCAGUUGCUGCACCCGUUGCCACUUUCGGGGCUGGUCUGGGCUUCGGACACACGGUGACCGCGGCACCUGCGGGCUAUUCGACUCUCAGCCGGUACAGCUACGCAGCUCCAGCCGUUGCUGCCGUCAGGCCUGCCGUGAGCUUCGCUACGGGUCCCGCUUUGACUGCCACGCGUCCAGCAUCGGUUAGUUACACGGCUCCUGUCGUAACGGCCGUGAGACCGGCCGUCAGCUACGCGACAGCGCCUGCAGUUGCCGCCGUUAGACCCGCCGUGAGCUAUUCCUCGGGGCCUGCUCUGAGCUACACCACGGGUCCUGCUGUCAGUUACUCCACCGGGCCUGCCGUUACCACAUCCUACCGCUCCAACGCGAUCCAAGCGCCCGUCACCACUUUCGGUGCCGGCCUGCGGCUUGGCACUACAUUCGGUCAGUCGUUGUUGUCCUCCGGCUACACUGGCGGGAGGUCAGCGGUGAGCUACUCCACUCCUGGUGGCUCGGUGACAACCGUUCAUCACGCUGCACCCGCUGUCGCAGCCGUGAGACCAGCCGCCGUCAGCUACUCGGUCUCUCCAGCCGUCACAACUGUAAGGCCCGCUGUCAGCGUUGCUGCCGCCCCUGCUGUCACCGCCGUCCGACCAGCGGUCAGUUACACCACCACGCAAGCCGUCAGGCCUGCCGUCUCCGUCAGCUACUCCACAGCCCCAGCCGUCGCGGCAGUUAGGCCGGCCGUCAGCUAUACCACAGCACCAGCCGUCGCCGCUGUCCGGCCAGCCACCCUGAGCUACGCCACGGCGCCCGCCUAUACCACAUCUUACCGCACAGCAACCCUUCAGGCACCUCUUACCACAUAUGGCGCCGGGCUCGGCCCCACGGUAAGCGCUCCUGCCGUCUCGUACACCACUGGUACACCAGGCAUUGCCUACCGCACCGCCGCCUAUGCGGCUCCCGUGUCCAUGUAUGGAGCCGGUCUCGGCAUCGGCCACACCAUCGCAUCGCCCGCCCUGAGCCAGCAGUUCCGCACCGUAUCCUACACCGCGCCCGUAGCGGGGGGAUACACAACUACGGCGGCAGCUCCUGCAUCCGUUAGCUAUGGCGUUGGAGGACUUCGCACCGGAUACGCGUCCUACGCUGGCGCCCCGACCGUGGUCCAACAUUUGGCUGGACCAGCCACCUCCUAUGUAACCGGCGCGGGAUAUGGCACUGCGCAUGCCGGUCUCGUCGGUCAGGGCCUCCAGUACAGAACACUGGUUUCUGGAGGUGGCGUCGGAGGUGGUCUGGGCUACGGUACCUACAGCGUCUACGGAGCCGGAGCACCCCACCUCAAGGUCAUCAGCCCCGCUAAGAAGAAGUGAAGUGUUACGAUUGUUUCCCUUGAACCAUGGAAGACCUGGAGACGACUCGAAGCUGUCAACGGUUGUGAAAAACGAAGCUGAGCAGUAUUUAUUUCGACCUGCCACACGCAGGAAGACAGAUGUGUGUGCCUUCGUUGGAACUGCGGCUGCGCUUUGGUAAUGGGAGAUGCUCUGUGCGCCAGAUCGCCGAGCACGUGAUGAAUAAAGUGGUUGAAAAGGCUGCUGA
Molecule: messenger RNA, 4452 nt
Organism: Rhipicephalus microplus (southern cattle tick)
Lineage: Eukaryota; Metazoa; Arthropoda; Arachnida; Ixodida; Ixodidae
Source: RefSeq, a predicted model, not a curated record